Petromyzon marinus (sea lamprey) is the source of this 1518-nucleotide messenger RNA. It is a transcript of the gene SETD9, whose product is annotated as SET domain containing 9. Lineage: Eukaryota; Metazoa; Chordata; Hyperoartia; Petromyzontiformes; Petromyzontidae. Gene Ontology annotation, molecular function: protein binding. The record is from RefSeq and is a predicted model, not a curated record.
CAGCCUCACACCACACUCAGCCUCACACCACACUCAGCCUCACAACCACACAGCCUCACACCACACUCAGCCUCACAACACACAGCCUCACACCACACUCAGCCUCACAACACACAGCCUCACAAAUCAUCGCGUCACGAGUCCUCUCUGCCCGUGAGCCCUGGCCCUGGACCGCCCUCGCCAUGAAGUGGGGCAGCUACAAGUACCGAUUCGUCCCUUGGAUGUGGCUCAAUAUUCUCAAAAACCAGAGGACACUGCGUGUGGUGUGUGCACGCGGUGACGGGGAGCAGCUGGGCCAUGGCGAGGUGGGAGCACAGCUGCUUUUACUUCUCCAAGCCCUGAAUAAGGAACCAGGGAGGCCCGUGGAGGUGAUGCGCGCCUCUCUGGGCUUUGCUGUCGAGCGCGCAGCGAGCUCCGUUCCCGGGGCAGGUACCGGAGUGUUCGUCACGGGAGGCGCCGUCCCCGCCCACGCCCUCGUCUGCCUCUAUCCAGGCACAGUGUAUCAGAAGUUUGAGCCGGUGCUGUUCCAGUCGCUGGGGAACCCAUUUAUGUUCUGCUGCCUGGACGGCGUGCUGGUGGAUGGCCGUGACCGCGGCCUCUCCCGGAUCGUCUACAGGUCUUGUAGUGGGCGGGACAGGCUGGGGCCACACGCCCUGAGUGAUGUCACGUGGCUCACUCCCCAGCCUAUAAAUCCACUCAGCAUUGGCCAGUACAUCAACAACUGCUCAAAUGAAAAGGAAGCGAAUGUGUGCUACCAGGAGUUUGAUGUGCCUCCAGAAUUUCCCUUGAACCUGCGCCGGUUCCUACCCAACGUGCCCUACAGCCACCACAUAGAAAGGCCUCUGCGUUGUGUAGUAUUGGUGUCCCUACGAAAGAUCCUUUCAGGAGAAGAACUUUUCUCCAACUACUACACCCUAGUUCAGUGAAUACCCAUAGUGAUGCUCAGGUCGUUUAUCUCACAACGUCCCACAUCAGCGUCCUCCCAGGCUUAAUGUUGGAAAGUGAUAAGGAAAGGGGAGCCACAUUUCCUUCAGGGCUGCGGGUACUAAACUACCCUUGAAAAGACGAGUAAAUGAAUAACUGCGGCUCAACACUUGACUGCACCAGUGGAAGAGAAGACAGUGGGACAAAGAUACAAGUGGGAUGUAAGAUUAGAAUCCAGAUACUUUCUAUUGCUCCACCAUUGCUGGCCAUGGACCCUUCCUGCAUCAACACAAACGCUCUCUUCCGAGCUAUAGAGUACGAGUCCUUGAAAUAUAUUUGUUCAAAACAGCCGUAAAAUUGUGCAUGUUAAUUUGUGUUGUCAUACUUGUAAGUUCAAGGAACCUCAUGAACUACAUUAUUUUAAACUUAUUUUUAAGGGACAAUGUACCCCUGAAACAUGCAUGCCGCCAAGUUUGAAAGUCCAUGGCAUUUGCAAUACAAUUUUUACUUUUCUGAUGUAAACUUGUGUUUUGAAUUACUUCACACGAGCCACUGAAGCCUACACGUUUUGUUAGGAAAUGCCACAUAUCCACC